AUGUUGGUAAUGACGGUGAACACAUUGGGCCGGUUUAUAAUUUGUUGCGACUAUUGGGAAGACGGGUGCCGUGAAAUGGUGCCACUCAAGGACUUAAAACAGCAUACAGUCGACUGUCGCUAUAAGGAUAUUAAAUGUUCGAGAUGUCAGUGCGUAAAGACAUGGAAACACGACUGUAUCAAAGCGUUACAGGCUAUGAAUCGUAACGCAGAGACAGAGUUACGGACAUUACGUAUGGCUAGGGAUCGGCAAAGGCGACUACGACUGCGGCCAUCACUGCCCGUAAUGUGUGUGAAAUGCAAUCUCGUGCUGACAGAGAGACACGACUGUAUCAAUGAGUUACUCGCGCAACUAUCAUCAGAUCACCAGAUACUGGCCGAAUGUAGACAACACUUGUGGGCACCGGAGCUGUUAUCCAACAAAAUGAGCGCCGAUAUGACCGACAAAACACUGGCCAUAAUUAGGCAACAGUUGACCGAACAGAACAGCCUAUACCUCGUGUGUCAACAUGUGGUCAAUCAUAUGGAGCUCGAGUUUGGCAGCCAAUGGCACUGUUGGGCUGACCGGCGGCCCGGAAGUAGCACAGGUUAUGCUAACAAUCUAAUUGACUUAAAACUACUAGUUUGGUCUAACUUCAAGGCCCGGCUCAAGCAUAACAAAAUUGCACAUAAAUUAGACAUAUUUUACACGGAUAUGAAUGAGACGACGGUAUCGGCGGUGACGGCCAUUGUGUUUGAGGCCAUCGACCGGUCGGACAGUAUGGGCGACACAACCAAAGACAUUAAAAACCGUUUGGAGACCGUAUUUCCUGUCAAAACGUGGCAGUGCUUUAUCUACCAUAAAGGCUCGUGCAGCACGUUUAUCGAGUGUCACCUGGGCUUUUACUUAAUACAUGUACAUUGCAAUCGGGGGCUAAACCGGUGCGCCUCCCGGUGCACACCCGACCAGAAAACGUUGCCGGCGAAUAGCAUGGCGGCGCCCAUACACACGUUCAUCAAAAACACCAGGCGCAUUCCGGGCGACAUGUGGCUGCUGUAUAUGGAGGCGUAUAUAAAAUCGCACAGGGCCGUGGCGCCAAAAUACAAGCCUACUAUCACCUGA
Medioppia subpectinata is the source of this 1101-nucleotide messenger RNA. The record is from the annotation of a GenBank genome assembly. NCBI's taxonomy places the organism in Eukaryota, Metazoa, Arthropoda, Arachnida, Sarcoptiformes, Oppiidae.